AUGUCGCCGCUCAUAUUUACGUUCUGUGUUUUGAGCACCUGUGCGUUGUGCUCAAUCCUUGCCUUCGCUGAGAUGGAUGAAUCUGCGCAAGGUAUGAAACUUUCUAGUUUACUUGAAAAUUUCGCUCCCGCAAAAAUCGGUUCAAAUGUUUGCUUGAAAGAAUGGAAAUCGUAGAAAGUUAUUUUGAAAUAUUUGAGUAGAUUUCAUCGUGUUUGCUGAAAAUUCGGAUGUAUUAAAAUGAUCUGCGUCUAUUAAAUACGGUAAGAGGAAUUACAGUUUGAAUUUUAUUCCACAUUAGAAAGGCCGCGUCUUGUGUGCCAUCGUGAAAUUUGCUCGAAUUGUCUCGGUAUUUCUCAAUGUAGUUAUUCACUGUUACGGCGGCUUUCAAAGAACUUCAUUAGGCCAUUUUUAUUCUAUUAACAAUUUCUGUUCUUGUGCCGAAAAAUAAUUGAAUUUCGCAAUGAAAUGUUUGAGCGUCGCCUGAAGGAAGAAUUUAACCUUUUCAUUUUAAUAUUACUGAUAUGAUGACCCCCUGGUAUUCGGAGGUUUUUGAUUUUUAAAACAUAUACACUACGAGACAGAAAUAAACAUCGAGUGAAGGUUUUUCUUCAAUUUUUAAUGAUGCGAAAACGUGUUCAAAGUUGCUAAGAUUGGAACGUCCAGGGCUGAAUGUUAUUGAUCAGCUUUUUUCCCAGCAAGUCGAAAUUUAUAAAUAGCCACAGUAUGGAAUCAAAACAUUUUCCGUUUUGCGUUAUGAGAGAUUCGAAAUGUUAAAGAAAAGAAAGAUUGUGAUUACAACAAAAAAACGUCCAGUGGUGUUAGUGAAAAAAUCAAUUCUUUCAUUCCUUUGUUUCGAGAGUUAAUUUCACUGAAAGUCGCACCAUCUUCGCAACUUCUUUGCUUUUUCAUUAUCAUUCAAAAUUUUAAAUUGGCAUAUGCCAUGUUCAACAUUGUGUUCCUCUCAAAUCAAAGCAUGUUCUUGCUUCUUAAAUCAUCUGUGUACGCGGUAGUUACACGUGCAUUUUAUGUGUGUUAAUGUUUUCAUGUAAAAAUCUUCAAGAGAGUAGAUAUCACUUUCAUUUUGCAAAUGAAACAAAUUCCAUAUCGGACUUCUCCCUUGGUGGUUUAGGAAUAUAACCAAUUUGCACGAGUGGCAGAAAGAAACAAUUAAUUUAAUAACGUGUCUUCUUUGGUUGGCUCUCCUUAGAGUCUUUAAUCCUGAUUUUCCGUCUAGGACUCUUGGGUGGUAAUUUUUAUGAAUAUAAAACUUCAAGUAAUUUUUUUGUUGAAAUGCAUUCGAAAAUUCCCAAAUAGAUUUCGAAAUACAUAUGUGCAUUUUUUGAAAAUCCAACUGUUCGCCGGUUAAAUCAAAAAAUGUUCCAGUAUGCUAUGUAUUGUUAAGUCUUAUUUCGAAAUAAACUUUAUAAUUCUAAAUGACAGGCUUUGGAAUUUAAAUAAAUUUGAUUAAUUAUAGGCAAGAUAAUGAAUAAUAAAGAGAGAAUUCGAGAGAGCUCUCGUUUUGUGUUGUGUAUUUUGAAGAAAGCUAUAACGACUUUUAGGGAUGAACUUCAAACAUUGUUCUCUCACCGAACGAAUUUCGUAAAUUAAAACGGAAUUGUUCAUUGUUGUAAAAUUUUUCACUUAAAACUGUGCGUUCAUCUACAACGGAGCUUGAAAAGCCUUUCACAGCCUGGAUACCCCAAUAGAAAGCUAAAGAACGUAUGACGUGUUACCAACUGAGCGUUUGAUUUUUUUAUAGAUAGAAGAACCAUAAGUGCUUUUUGCUGAAUUCUUUAUCCACAUGCUAAUUACAAACGCUCAAAUGCAACCUACUAUGAAGCUGUUUUCAGGUGGAAACGUAGUUUUCAUAAUUGAUGGCCUUAGAUACAAGCUGGUGCUAAUUUCGUUUCAUAAUCAUCCUUGUGACCCUAGUUACGUAUUGACACUUUCGAUGUUCACCAGGCGCAAGUUUGUUUUACCAAUUGGAAAUUUUUUUUCAAUCCCGAAAGCUAAGUUUCUUGAACUAACCUUAAAAUGAUUAUAUUGACAUGAGUGUCUGCCGAAAUUUCGAGGAAAUUCCCUAAUCAUGAAAGUUAAAUUUAACAAGAAGGCAAGAACGACAUCGGUGUUAAGUAAUAUGCUGUCAUGAAAGCGGGAUAACAAGCCAUAAAUGAGAAACCUGCGUAUUUUGCAUUAAUAGAGAUAAUAUUAGCUUUUUUAUAGCCGGGGUUUUCUUCAACUUGUUUGAUGUAAAAGCCGGCCGCCAAUUGACGUGCAAAGCUGUCAACUAACGUUAAAAAGCUAACGAGCAAGAAAAUGCAAAACGAUGUGUUUAUGAUCCACCAAUCCACCAAAACGUCUUUAGGCAAAUAAAACAUCAUGUAUUUUGUAAGGAAAUUUCAACACUGCUAUAAACUCAAGAUAACAACAUUUGAAAUUCAUCUAAAAAUUCUUAUAAGAUUUCCCAGGGCCAAAAUCCGGGUUGAACAAAGUUUACUUGUGUUUUUUUUUUUUUUUUUUUUUUUUUUAACAUGUAAUUUAUGGUUUGUUUAUUUUGCUUUGUCAUUUUUCCGUGUUUUAUUGUUCAUUUCCUUCACGGCGAAGUGACAUCUUAAUUCAUCUCCCGUUGAGACCAUAACCCAGAUAUCUUAUCAAAUUUACACGAAAUCUUUGAAAUCACCGUCAACAUGGCGUCCGCAUUAAGCGUCAUGCGAUACCAAGGUUAAUGUCGGAAGCAAGCUAUUAGAUUGUUUAGUCUUUCUGUAAACUUUACGUCAGACAAUCUGAAAUGUGCUGGAAUACCUGCUGGCUAAAUUGAAUUUCAGUUAUAGCAGAUCACGCAUUGCGUCGUGUGAUGAAGACAAGUUUCAGCUAGUGCUGAGUUUGAUUAGCAGGUUAUCUCCAAAAAUUUCAUUGUAUCCUAUGUUCUAUUAAGGACUUUUAAUGUCUCUUUAUAAGAACUGACCUAAAAAAAUCACUAGUUUUAAGAAUUGUUGAGGUAACUAAUUAAACAGCGAGAUGAAAAUGCAUUUUCAAAUCAUAUGUUUAAAGGGGAGAUAGUGUUUUAUGUUUAACAUAAUAACACAUCAGGCUUUUAUCAGGGGUCUCCAUUGUAAUACUAAUGGUUUUGUUUGAUCGUCAGUCUAAAAAGAGAAACGUUCACUGCAUUUUAAUUUUUUGGCGUAACAGUCAAAGGUUUGGCGAACACGGCUUAUGGAUGGCAAUGCAAAAGUACCUAUUUUAUAAAACGUCUUUAAAUCAAAGAUCCUUAAAGAAAGAGGUACCACUUUCUCGAUUACUGAGAUAGGUUCAUGCGUAGAAUUAAUAUCCGUAUUUCAGCUUUUCUCUUCAUAAAUAUGCCGCCAGCGAUUUUUGAUUACUUAAAGAUCAUUAUCGGCUGAUAUUUAAUCGAAUCAUUCAAAAAGGAUGGUUAAUAAAAAUUAUUUUAUUUUACGAGUUUUAUGGCGUUGCAUUGACUUUUAUUUUUUCAUACUUUGAGUCCUAAAAUAAAACGUUACGAUAAUUUAGUAUGUAUAAAAGAAUUUAAAACUUAGUUUAUUUCCAAUCUCAGAUUUACGGUGUCUAUUUUUUCUGAUCUAGAAUCUGUUAUUUGUGUCUUUGACAGGUCAAAGGUUAUUGCUUUAAAAUUUACCCUCCUUUCCAAAGCCCAAUGUAUUUACCCCAGAUUAGCUCUGCCAUUUUUAACUUAAAAAUACUAUUUUUGAGCUUUCAUUAACCCUUAUUUUGACAAAUUUUUCUUUAACCACUAACCUCUAAUUACUUUUACCCUCUGAAUAUUUUAUAAAAAUAAAUGAAGAGCCCUUCUUUUGCUCAGUUCUAUGGAGAAUGUUUUGCGAUUGAGUGAGAUAUUGGAAGAUACAAUGGUAACGAUUGAUUGAAAACUGAAAAGCGAGCCUCAUCUGUGGUUUUAAACUUUAAUUAAAACCACAAUUUGGGGUAAGACGCGAUGUAAAAGGAGCGGAUUGGAGAUUCAUUGUUUUGGCGAAAAGCUUUACGAAACAGCAACACAAUUUAUUCCUUAUUUUACAAGUGAAAAUUUAGGUGUCUCCUCCGUUUCAUUCCACUCGAUGUUGCUUUAGGAACUUUCAUUUCUAGAGAAUAUUUUUUGGCAAUUUUUGUCACACGCGACAAACACUUGACACAUGGUGUUUUGUAUAUGUAAGACUAAAAUCUGUUCGGCAAGUCGCCGUGAACGACAUAUACAUAGAACACUUUGUCCUAUUUUAAAACUAGGCUUCAACUCGCCAAUUUGUACAAUCACUAAUAAAUUGUAAAAAUUUUGCACGGUUUUUGAAAGGCACAUGAAAGGCGAACAAAGAUCGUCCCUUGCACAUGUUGGAACAAACGCCUUUGGUUCAAGAGAGGUAGAUUAUCUAACGCAACAAGUGCUCUUAGUAACAUUUGUCUUGGACACAGCUUUUCGACCGGUUUUUCGAGUAAUUUAGACCAAGCUACUGUCAAAACAUCUGUGAAAAUGAGGAAAUGUCCUCGUUCUCAAUCGAAGGUUUGGCCACUAAGUCUAACGUGUGCAACAUGCGCUGUAGGUGUAUUAAAGCUUAAAGCUCUUUUCGAUUGGGUGUCGUAAAACCAAAACCAAAGUAAUCAUUGACGAAAACCAAUUAAAUGAAGGAAAAUACCUUUAAAAGCCAAUGAGAACUCUAAGUAAAAACAACCAAACUGCUCAAAGCGCGGGAAAACGCUGGCCACCAAGUCGUGUUGUGAUUAAAUUGUGUUUUGCAGCUGAUUGGUCAAGAAAGUGGAGCGAUGGUUCUCUAAACCAAUCACAGAAAAGAGUAAAGAAAAAUAAAAGCAAUCCCAGAUUACUUUAUUUUCAAUUGAAAACUGUCCCAAAAUGUCACAUAUUAAAGACAUUUCACGUAUGUUGAAAAAAAACAAUGCAUGAAUUAUCUUUUUUAUUUUUUUUGGUAGAACACCAUGGUAACCUUACUCAAGAACAAAGAUUGUUAGAUCAUCUGCUUCAGAACUACAGGACCCGCAGACUUAUCCGUCCUGUAAAGGAUCUCUCCAAACCAAUUGUCAUCGAUUUCAGUGCUGAGUUAGUUGGCGUAGCUAAAGUGGUAAGAAAAAUGUACAAAUUUAAAAAGGAGCUUGAAAAAAAAUAUUACUCCUUCGGAUGCGAAUGCGAAAAAUUAGGCUGAGCUCAAAUCCGAGCCAUGUGUUAUGCUGGUCAGCGAAUCUCAGUUUACAGUUCAAAAUGUUUCCGAAAUGAAAUUAUGUUGCUAUGGUAACGUAUUUAGACACGAGGAUGGUCACGAUGCUUAGCCCGGCACUAAUUUGAUGAAUAUCUUGAAUUAUGCAGGACGAAAAAGAACAGAUAAUUAAGACUCACUUUUGGAUUCGCCUGGUAAGUCUGUCCCUUCCUUGCUUGAUAUUUGCCCAGCAUGAACAAAUAAUAAUUAUGAAUAUUAUAGUAAGUUUGUUGUGCUCUAGUAAUGUACUCUUGCAGUUUUGUAGCAUUGUGAUUAUGUAAUUUUGUACAACAAGAAAAUUAUAAAAAAAUUAUUUAUAAAUACGACUCUUUGAUGCAAAACCUGUUUAAAUAAACUGUAAUUAAACGAUCAGACUUGCUGAUGCUUCUGUUGUCGUUUACUGUUGAUUUUUUUAUCGAGUGACAGCUUUGGACGAUUGUUCUCGAUAAGUUAUCGACUAACCAUUUAUCGCUGAAUUGUCUAACCAAUGUAGUGCGGGGAUGCCCUGCUAUUCGGUAACGCCAUGUUCAAGUCAUUUUUUUUUUAAGAAUAACGCCAAGCUUUUCUUCGCAGGACUGGAACAAUCCUUAUAUGACGUGGAAACCACAGGAUUACGGAGGAAACAAGGUGAUGAACAUUCCUCCCGAAAUGCUUUGGGUACCUGACAUCGUUUUGUACAACAAGUAAGCCUCGCUUUGAUGACGUCUUGAAUGAGUUACUGUAUUUGUGCCUCGAUGAAUUAUGAGGGUAAACUGUGGUGCUGCGUCGGUGAGAGGGUACAGCAAGGUAAUUUGGUUUUACCAACUCGGUUGAAAACUGGAAGUGGCCACCGUAAAGGGUUUCUUUCGCCGAGAGAGGGUUAACGCUCGGAACGUUAGCUUUAUAGCUUUUAACAUGAGGUGGCCAAUUUACGUAAUCAAAUCAGUUGAUAAAACCAAAUUACCUUGUAUUUGAACUCGUCUGUCUGGCGUCAAUUUCGGUCCGUCUGUGUGUAUGGUGUCUUUAAUUUGUACUUUUCCGUCUAAUGUAUCGGUCUGUCGGUAGCCUGGGCUGUUUUUUGAUUUACCUUCGACCAGUCUGUGUUGAUGUCAGUCAUCCUUUAUUUAUCUGUUUGUCGGUUUGCAGCACGCAUUAAUGUCUUUCCGUCUUUCUUUCUUCUUCCUCUUAACUAUCUGUAUCUCUUUCUAUCAGUCCACUGGUCAUUCUGGAUUUCAUUGGGUCACCUGCCAUUGAGAGUUUCUUCUUAAGAAACUACAAACACAUUCAUAACCACUAGCCUGGGACAACCUGUGUGUAAACACAGUGUGAAGAGACAUCUCUGAAAUUACUAUGGCUUGCUUUGAAAAAAAACUUAAUUCUACGGAAGCCUUUGGAUUAGCUCUCAUGAACCAUCUUGUUAUGUGUUUGAAUAUCGAAAUAUAUCAUAUCUACACACGGCUUGCAGUGUUGCAACAAGUACCGGUAAAACUCGAUAAUUGACAGUUAUUUCUCAGAUCUCCUUUCAAUUCAAACUUUUCUUUCCUAGGGAUUCCUCUUCUGAUUUUCAGCUUCCAUCCUUAAAAAGGUAAAAAUAGCAAGUAAUCCCUCUAAAUCGACAAUUCUGACCAGUUAAACGAUUUUUAUCCCUCUUCUCAGCGCUGAUGAUCGACUCAGCUUAAAAGCAACAUCCGGGUUCACAACGAGCGUCAAGGUCCGCCAUGAUGGAAACCAAACAUGGCGGGCUCACAUCAUCUACAAGAGCAUGUGCAACAUCAACGUCAAGUAUUUUCCAUUUGAUGAGCAGCAGUGUAAAAUGGUUUUCGCCUCUUGGUCACAUGAUGUGAACACAAUGGACUUGAGAAAAAGGAAAGGUCUGCCUGGAGAAAAAGCUGUAGCUAAAAAAGAUAGAGGAUCCGACGUGUUCCAGGAAAACGAGGAAUGGACGGUGGAAUGGAUUACCAUCGAUAGGCACGAGGUUCGUUAAAACUGAUAAAUUAUAACUUCCUUGCAAAUUUUAUGAUACAUUAUAAAAUACUUCAAAGGGUAGGAGGUUGUUCGAAGGUCAAUUAGCAUUAACCCAGGGUUAAAUUUUUAAUCCGGGUUUUUUCUUUCCUUUGUUCAAAAACUUUUUGAGUGAUUUUCUCUAUUCUUUUAAGAUCAUCCAAUAAUCAAGUUCUAAAAAAAACGAAAUAUACUGAGUUUUCUUGUAAAGUUUUCAGAUCUGUGACUAGAUUUCACACUUACCCUGGGUUAUCUUAACUCAGCUUUGAACAACCAGGCCCGAUUUAUGUGAUGUCAUUCGCAACAAUCAAGACAUAUAGAGAUAAAUCAGAAAUUUUCAUUUUUUUUUUUCAAAUUCCUACCAAUAACUUGAUUUUGGAGGGAAAAGGUUGGUAAUGUUCCCACUACCAACCUUGUUAAUGAAAUAUCUCUGAUAACAAUAAACACCACACAGUCACCAAACGUAACUCUAUCAAGUCUUUGAAAAUUGAUAUAGUUUAAGAACAAAAUUAUGAUAUCUAGGUUGGGAGAGAAACUUUCAUCGUUUGAGGUACCGGUGAUUGCAAUAACAUUUUAAAUCUAAAUUUGUUGUGAACUGCGAGAAACGUACAUGCCUAAAAAUUUCGUCAAGCUACAGCAGUAGCUUGACAAAACACGGUAAGCUUUCUCUCCAUCUUGGUAUCAAGCUCUUACAGAAUUCUUUGCUUAAUCAAGUGUGAAACUGUUUCACUUGAUUUCUGAGGCGACCCAUAGUAAGUUCAAGUUAUUCUUCUUUCGACAGAAAGAAAACGACUGCUGCGAUUUACCCGUCGCCGAUUUGACCGUCACGAUGCUACUGCGCAGACGCACCUACUAUUACGUAAUGAGCCUUAUCUUGCCCUGUACUCUCAUAGCUUGCACCAUCUUCCUAGAGUUUAUUCUUCCAGCAGAGUCGGGAGAACGAGUGGGCCUUGGUAUUACUAUCCUUUUAUCGAUGGCCGUGUUCCAAGAACUGACCUCUGAGAAGCUUCCCUCAAGCUCUGAACACUUCCCUCUGUUAGGUGAGUGCAAGGGACCAGGAGCCGUAUGUUAAGUGACAAGGGAAUAAAAUAUUCUCUCGCAUAUGAUAAUAUAACAAAAGGGAAUGUUCCUAAAUGCCAAUAAAACACUAGUUUUGGCUCUCCCCCCCUUCAAAGAUACACUUUGUUAAGAAAAAGUUGUAAAUAAUAAUAAUAAUAAUAAUAAUAAUAGACAACCGUGCAUGUCCCUAAAUACAGGUAAGGACCCCUUCUGUAGUAAAUCUCGCUAACGCUUCUGUUAAUACCUGUUUGAUUUGCCUUUAUCUAGCUAUGUACUACUCAGUGUCCAUCAUGGAGAUAGGUACAGCACUCGGCGCUACCUGCAUCAUUCUAAAUUUUCACCACCGAAACACAAAGAUGCCGAGUUGGUUCCAAAAGAUCGUGCUUGAAUGGCUGGCCAAGAUCGUGCGAUAUGAGCCCACCUACAACCGGCAUCCGGCCAGCGGUGACGCUUUAAAUGACAGCACGCAAAAGAUAAUGCAAUCAAACACAACUAGUGACAGGAAAAGAAACGACGCUUUUGAUUUGGAAAGAGAAUCAAUCGAGUAUGAAAUGGACCUUUUCGAGGAGGCUCGCGUGGGACGUGACCAAGUGCCUUUGGCCCAAAAUGGGAACAUUUCAACGAAUCACGUCACCAGGAAGCGCUCGGUCAAACGCAAACCGCAGGACUCUGAAACCGAGACUACGGAGGUACAGAUAUCGGAGGCGAAGUUUCCUUUGUAUGACUUCAACAAGGAAGAAUUUUACAAAAAGCAAUGGCAGGAUGCGGCCAGGAUCUUAGAUCGAGUUUUGCUGUUAGCGUCGGUUGUGAUUGGGUCUGUUUCAGCAAUGAGUAUUUUCUUGCAAUCUCCUCGGAUCAGAGAACUGUUUAUUCCGUGA
Pocillopora meandrina is the source of this 9148-nucleotide messenger RNA. The record is from the annotation of a GenBank genome assembly. NCBI's taxonomy places the organism in Eukaryota, Metazoa, Cnidaria, Anthozoa, Scleractinia, Pocilloporidae.